AUGCCGUUUACCCGAGGAAAGAAGCCCGCGGCGUCUGCAGCGACCAGACUGCCCAAACUCAGAACUGACCACUACCAGGAGGAUGCAGCGCAGGUCAAGAGGACUUCAUCGCCCCCUACUGGAGCCCCCAAGAAGAGAACGGCCUUUAUCGACAUCACCAAUCCGUCGUCAGGAGCUAGUGUCUUUGCAGAGCAGUUGUCAGGAGCCAGUGUCUCUGCAGAGCAGUCGUCAGGAGCCAGUGUCUCUGUAGAGCCGUCGUCAGGAGCUUGUGUCUCUGCAGAGCCGUCGUCAGGAGCUAGUGUCUCUGCAGAGCAGUCGUCAGGAGCCAGUGUCUCUGCAGAGCCGUCGUCAGGAGCUUGUGUCUCUGCAGAGCCGUCGUCAGGAGCUAGUGUCUCUGCAGAGCCGUCGUCAGGAGCUAGUGUCUCUGCAGAGCCGUCGUCAGGAGCUAGUGUCUCUGCAGAGCCGUCGUCGGGAGCUAGUGUCUCUGUAGAGCCGUCGUCAGGAGCUAGUGUCUCUGUAGAGCCGUCGUCAGGAGCUAGUGUCUCUGUAGAGCCGUCGUCAGGAGCCAGUGUCUCUGCAGAGCCGUCGUCGGGAGCCAGUGUCUCUGUAGAGCAGUCGUCAGGAGCUAGUGUCUCUGCAGAGCCGUCGUCAGGAGCUAGUGUCUCUGCAGAGCCGUCGUCAGGAGCUAGUGUCUCUGCAGAGCCGUCGUCAGGAGCUAGUGUCUCUGUAGAGCCGUCGUCAGGAGCUUGUGUCUCUGUAGAGCAGUCGUCAGGAGCUUGUGUCUCUGUAGAGCAGUCGUCAGGAGCUAGUGUCUCUGUAGAGCAGUCGUCAGGAGCUAGCGCUCUCUGCAGAGCAGUGGAGCUAGCGUCUCUGAGCAGUCGUCAGGAGCUAGCGUCUCUGCAGAGCAGUCGUCAGGAGCUAGCGUCUCUGCAGAGCAGUCGUCAGGAGCUAGCGUCUCUGCAGAGCAGUCGUCAGGAGCUAGCGUCUCUGCAGAGCAGUCUCAGAGCAGUCGUCUGCAGAGCAUCGUCAGGAGCUAGCGUCUCUGCAGAGCAGUCGUCAGGAGCUAGCGUCUCUGCAGAGCAGUCGUCAGGAGCUAGCGUCUCUGCAGAGCAGUCGUCAGGAGCUAGCGUCUCUGCAGAGCAGUCGUCAGGAGCUAGCGUCUCUGCAGAGCAGUCGUCAGGAGCUAGCGUCUCUGCAGAGCAGUCGUCAGGAGCUAGCGUCUCUGCAGAGCAGUCGUCAGGAGCUAGCGUCUCUGCAGAGCAGUCGUCAGGAGCUAGCGUCUCUGCAGAGCAGUCGUCAGGAGCUAGCGUCUCUGCAGAGCAGUCGUCAGGAGCUAGCGUCUCUGCAGAGCAGUCGUCAGGAGCUAGCGUCUCUGCAGAGCAGUCGUCAGGAGCUAGCGUCUCUGCAGAGCAGUCGUCAGGAGCUAGCGUCUCUGCAGAGCAGUCGUCAGGAGCUAGUGUCUCUGUAGAGCCGUCGUCAGGAGCUAGUGUCUCUGUAGAGCCGUCGUCAGGAGCUAGUGUCUCUGUAGAGCCGUCGUCAGGAGCUAGUGUCUCUGUAGAGCCGUCGUCAGGAGCUAGUGUCUCUGUAGAGCAGUCGUCAGGAGCUAGUGUCUCUGUAGAGCAGUCGUCAGGAGCUAGUGUCUCUGUAGAGCAGUCGUCAGGAGCUAGUGCUCAUAAAGUGGGGCUCAGUUUUCCCGGGAGCAAAAAAGACGUAACAAAGAAAACGGUGAAGAAGAGUUCGGCCUCCGUCAGCAGCAGGAACCAGCAGAACCUCCUCAAGUCGUCCUCCGUGAGCUCCGAGUCAGAGGCUGAGAAGACAGAAGCCAGACAGGAAGUGGUGGAGGUCAAGCAGGAAGUGGUGGAGGUCAAGCAGGAAGUGGUGGAGGUCAAGCAGGAAGUGGCAGACGUCAAAGAGGAAGUAUCAGAUGCGUUGGUUCCGGUCAAACAGCCGCAAACCGACGAGGCGCCCCCUAGUGUCAGAGAAGUGCCAGUAUAUCUGCAGCGACCAGAGAUUCCUGCAGAGUUCGACAUCGACUCUGAGAAUCGCGAGGACUGCGUCAUGAGCCCAGAGUACGCCUGGAACAUCUUUGACUACCUCAAGCAGAGAGAGGAGAAGUUUGUCCUUCCAGACUACAUGAACAAACAGCCCAGUCUGAACACAGAGAUGCGGGCCAUCCUGAUCGACUGGCUCGUGGAGGUGCAGGAGAACUUCGAGCUCUUCCAUGAGACCUUGUACCUGGCAGUGAAGGUGACGGACCACUUCCUGUCCCAGACCCACGUCCACAAAGAGAUGCUGCAGCUGGUGGGCUCCACCUCCAUGCUCAUCGCCUCCAAGUUUGAGGAGCGCAGUCCUCCGUGCCUGGACGACUUCCUGUACAUCUGUGACGACGCCUACAAGAGGGAGGAGCUCAUCGCCAUGGAGACUCACAUCCUGCAAACGUUGAGAUUCGACAUCAACAUCCCCAUCGCCUACCGCUUCCUGCGCCGCUACGCCAAGUGUGUGAAUGCGUCCAUGGAGCUGCUGACUCUGGCCCGGUUCUUCUGUGAGCUGAGUCUGCUGGAGAUGGAUCUGGUGGUGGAGCGAGGGUCUGUGAUGGCGUCUGCGUGUCUGCUGCUGGCUCUGCUCACCAAAGACCUGGGAGGAUGGACCCCGUGUCUGCAGUUCCACUCUGGGUACUCCCCUUCAGACCUGAGGCCUGUGGUCCAGAAGCUGCACCGAGCUCUGAGCGCCGAGCCCGACGACAAGCUGAAGGCCAUCCGCAACAAGUACUCUCACAAAGUGUUCUUCGAAGUCGCCAAGACGCCCGUGAUCGACGCAGAAACGCUGGAAAAGUGGUGGAAGUCUGAGAACCAGGAGGAGCCGAUCUUGUCCUGA
This is a messenger RNA of Knipowitschia caucasica, 2874 nucleotides long. The record is from the annotation of a GenBank genome assembly. NCBI's taxonomy places the organism in Eukaryota, Metazoa, Chordata, Actinopteri, Gobiiformes, Gobiidae.